Molecule: messenger RNA, 2101 nt
Organism: Vitis riparia (riverbank grape)
Lineage: Eukaryota; Viridiplantae; Streptophyta; Magnoliopsida; Vitales; Vitaceae
Product: S-adenosylmethionine synthase 3
Exons: 2
Coding region: 558-1880 (440 amino acids)
Biological process (GO): S-adenosylmethionine biosynthetic process
Cellular component (GO): cytosol
Molecular function (GO): methionine adenosyltransferase activity; ATP binding
Source: RefSeq, a predicted model, not a curated record
GUUUUUGUUCGAGGAAAUAGAAAUGAGUCCUGAUUUUCCUUACCAAACAUCACCUAAGUCUACCUGCAUUUAAGCAUCUAAUCAUAUCUAAAAACAGGAACCAUCUCUCCAACUUCAAGUAGGAAAUUCAAUUGGAUCGCAUGCUACUCUGAUUUGACACCCAACUUCCGUUUGGUUGUUGGCAAAAUAUGUGUUGAGAAAAUAUAACCGGAGGACACUCCUUUUCAUUGAGUAGUUUCCUGGAAAAUUGAAAGGCAAGACAAAAACCUAACUCACGCCAAACACAUUCACGCAAGCCUUUCCAGUUUGACACGACAGAGACACGUUUUCUCAGCAACCAAAUACGAUGACGAUCCCCUACGACAUCCACACGGUUGGUGAAACCCAGGCCAGUAUCCUCUGCAGUGAGCACAGGGAGUUGCAUAUGGCUUGCGUCGUGGAUGAAGUGGGUCCCCCGAAAUGGAGGAGGGAGAUGAGAGGAUGAUUAUAGGUUAGAGAAAGGUGAGAAAGGAGGCACCAGAAAGGUGGUUGGGGACAGAGACAGCAGAGGAUGCGAAAUGAGCGGGGAAUCGGAGAGAGAGCGAGUCAGACUGGAUAUCGCCUAUAAAUACUCAUUCUGUUUUUCCAUCCCCUGUAUCUCUUCCUAUUUUUCUUCUUUGUCUCAAUCUCUCGCCUUCUUCCUCUUCUUCUUCACACCACAUUUGUCACAGAUGGACACCUUCCUUUUCACCUCAGAAUCAGUGAAUGAAGGCCACCCCGACAAGCUCUGCGACCAAGUCUCAGAUGCCAUCCUUGAUGCUUGCCUAGAACAAGAUCCAGAAAGCAAAGUUGCAUGCGAGACUUGUUCUAAAACUAACAUGGUCAUGGUCUUUGGCGAGAUCACGACCAAGGCUAAAGUAGACUACGAGAAAAUUGUUCGAGACACUUGCAGAGGCAUUGGGUUUGUUUCAGCUGACGUUGGUCUUGACGCUGAUAACUGCAAGGUCCUAGUCAACAUUGAGCAACAGAGCCCUGAUAUUGCUCAAGGAGUUCACGGCCACCUCUCCAAGAAGCCUGAGGAAAUCGGAGCUGGUGAUCAAGGCCACAUGUUUGGCUAUGCCACGGAUGAGACACCUGAGCUCAUGCCGCUUACUCAUGUCCUAGCCACUAAGCUCGGCGCCAAGCUCACUGAGGUGAGAAAGAAUAAAACAUGCCCCUGGCUGAGACCUGAUGGUAAGACCCAAGUGACUGUAGAGUACCGAAAUGAAGGUGGGGCGAUGGUUCCUAUUAGGGUCCACACUGUUCUCAUCUCAACCCAGCAUGAUGAGACAGUCACGAACGAUCAGAUUGCCAAGGAGUUGAGAGAGCAUGUGAUCAAACCUGUUAUCCCCUCCAAGUUCAUGGAUGACAAGACCAUUUUCCAUCUCAACCCAUCUGGUCGGUUCGUCAUUGGGGGGCCUCACGGGGAUGCAGGACUCACUGGCCGGAAGAUCAUUAUUGACACCUACGGUGGGUGGGGUGCUCACGGUGGAGGUGCAUUCUCAGGUAAGGACCCAACUAAGGUGGACAGAAGCGGGGCCUAUAUUGUUAGGCAGGCUGCAAAGAGUGUGGUAGCUUCAGGGCUUGCUAGGCGCUGCCUUGUGCAGGUUUCUUAUGCAAUCGGUGUUCCGGAACCACUGUCAGUUUUUGUGGACACGUACAAGACGGGGAAGAUCCCGGACAAGGAUAUAUUGGAUUUGAUAAAGGAGAAUUUCGACUUCAGGCCAGGAAUGAUUGCUAUUAAUCUCGACCUGAAAAGAGGUGGCAACUUCAGGUUCCAGAAGACUGCUGCUUAUGGCCAUUUUGGUCGUGAUGACCCAGACUUCACUUGGGAGACUGUUAAGCUCCUCAAGAAGGCUUAAGUCGGUGGGGAGCCGGACAUUUCCUCUGCAGACGCCUUCAUACAACCCAUCACUUUGGUUGGGGGGGCAAAUAAAAAAAGCUUUAAUCCAUACAUCUCAUAUUGAGGUUUACUUUUGGGACCCACGUAUAAGGUGGGACCACAGGAUGUGUGCGUAUAUUUUAGGAGAUAAGUAAUAAGUAUUCACUGAAUGUCAAGCGCCAUUUUUGUUGUUUCUUUUUA